CAGCUCAGCCUGCUGCUGGGCAUAGAGCUGCUGCACACUCUGGGAUUUGACAAGGAGGUUCUGCAGGUGCGGAGAGCGCAAUGUGAACAUCAGAACCAGGAUCCUCUGGUCUGGACAUGUCCACGUGUCAUGAAGUGGAUCAGAGACAUUGACUUGAAGGAGUACUCAGAAAGCCUGGUGAACAGUGGGAUCCACGGCGCCGUCAUGGUUCUGGACCCCUCCUUCAGCAUCGAGACCAUGGCAACCAUACUGGGUAUCCCAGGCAACAAGCAGAUGGUCCGACGCCACCUCAGUGAGGAGAUGAAGGCCCUGCUUGGGCCAGUCAGGUCAGCUCUUCAGCAUGAUUUGAUGAUUGAGCGAUUGGGAACGCCCCCUUCCUCUCGCCAGAGCUCACUGGCUCGUUCACACACGUCUUCCACACGCUAUCCUGAUGAUGACCUGUCUCUUAGGAGACGAGCUGUCAAGCCUCCGCUAGGUUUCAGUGCAAAAGCUCUCAGUGGGCGGGACUUAAGUUACCAUGGCAGCUGUGCCUCACUGCGCGGAGACGGACAGGAGGUGUCUCCGCCCCGUAAUAAAGGAAGCCCCGCCCACAGUCACUCAGGCAUAGAGGUCACCAACGUCUGAGAAUCUCAUGGAGUUCACAAAGGCACACACACACACACACACACACACACACGCUUACUGAGAGGACACACAGACUCUUAUCAACCCACACAGACUGGCUUGUUAGCAAUCCGCGCAUCCACACACACACACGCACACACACACACACACACACA
Molecule: messenger RNA, 779 nt
Organism: Alosa sapidissima (American shad)
Lineage: Eukaryota; Metazoa; Chordata; Actinopteri; Clupeiformes; Clupeidae
Product: kazrin-A-like
Exons: 5
Coding region: 130-624 (164 amino acids)
Source: RefSeq, a predicted model, not a curated record